GUUUCGUACACCGGUCGUUUCUCAACACAACACUAACGGUUGUGCCGAUGGCAGAGGGAGGACAAUCAAGCUCUCCUCCUCCUAAUUGGAGCUCUCAGAUCUUGUGCAGGUAUUACUUACAUGGUGUUUGUCGUCAAGGUGAUGGCUGCCCAUAUUCUCAUGAUAAAUCCAGUAAACUAUCCAUGGUCUGUACAUUUUAUCAGAAAGGACAAUGUACUUACGGAGACGGAUGUAUGACCAUGUAAAAUUAAACCCAAAAAUUUCGGACUCCAAAGGCGUACAUAUCCUGCCUAUGGUGUCAUCAAAAAGCUCUCCAAUCAGUAGUAAUAUGGUCACAUUGAAAAAAGGAGGGGAGACAACUCCAAAACCAACCAAAUCCCCAAUGACACCGAAACCAGAAGAUUGGGUGAAAGCCAAGGAAUUUGUACCAGGUCAACCUUACACAUGUUCGAAAGUUCCGGCGUCCUAUGCAGCAGCUGUAGAACCUACAACAGAAUCCUCUAGUCCAUGUAUUGUUAAAGGAAGUAAAGAUUUACUCUGUCCCUACCUUGCCCAAGGUCAUUGUCCAUAUGAUGAGGAGUGUGAAUAUCUCCAUGGAAAUAUCUGUGAUAUGUGUGGACUAGCAGUGCUACAUCCUGAAAACAAGUCACAGAGAGAAGAACAUCAAAAAGAAUGUGUAAAACAACAUGAACAGGCUAUGGAAUUAUCAUUUGCUGUAGCCAGAAGUAAAGACAAGUGUUGUGGAAUAUGUAUGGAACAUAUCUUGGAAAAAGAUAAUCACCAAGAAAGAAGAUUUGGAAUAAUGUCAAACUGUAAUCAUAUCUUCUGUUUGCCAUGUAUACGCAAAUGGAGAGGGGCAAAACAGUUUGAAAACCAAAUAGUCAGAGCGUGUCCAGAAUGUAGAGUGCAGUCAGACUUUGUCACUCCAAGUAUGUACUGGGUAGAUACUGAUGAAGAAAAACAGAAACUUAUAUCUGGUUAUAAAAAAGCAUUAAGUAAUAAACCAUGCAAGUAUUUCAAGGAAGGCAAGGGAGAGUGUCCAUUUUAUGACAAGUGCUUCUAUCGUCAUGCUCAUCCAGAUGGGACUAUAGCAGAUCCAAAACCUCGACCUAGACGAAGACGACAAGAUGCAGAGGGAACAUUAGACAUUAUAGAAAGAAUUAAUUUGUGGGAUUUUUUAGAAGAAAGACAGAACAGAGUUUUCUUGCUUGAUUUAGAAGAAGAAUUAGACAAUUUAAUUUUGAAUUUAGUGUUAGGUGGACGUGAUACAGAUAGUGAUAGUGACAGUGAUUUUGAUGGCUUUUGGUGAUGAAUGUUUGUUUCUAGAAUUAUAUAUAAUUAAUGAAUUACCUCCCCCUUAGUAGAAAUUUUUCAUAAUCUAACAAUAAGGUAAUAUGAUAUAUAUAGUUUCUUAUCCAAUAUCCUACAAAAUCAACAAUUUGGGUGUAAUGUGGUGGUGCUAAAGGACAAAAAUGAUAAAGAACAAAAUUAUAUAUUGUUUCUUUUGAGGUAGCAGUCCCAAUUUAAAAUUGCAUUAACAGUUAGAUGGACUUUUUAUUAUUGUGUUUGACUUGCUGCCUAUUCUAUAAGACAAAAAAUUAUUAACAAGAAUAAAAAGCAUGCAAAUGUAACCUUAAUACAAGUUAUUAGAUUUUUAUAGUAGAUAUUUGUAGGCAUUAUACUUUUAAAGAUUUUGAGAUUUGAAAUACACUUCAUCUGGUGUUUAAGUUCUGACUUUAACACGAAUAUAAAACUAGGGAAAUGCAGUAUGAUUGCCAGUGAGAAAAUUAUUCACCAUAGACAAAAAGAUGAGGAUGUAAAAAACUAUAGGGCCUUAUGCAGCCUUCACCAAUGAGCAAAACCAAAACCAUAUAGUAAGUUUUGAAAUGUAUAAAAUAUCCUCUAUGAAGAAUGCCUUUGUGAUUUUAAUGUGUUCUGACUUCCACAAUACAUAAUUACAUCUGUUAAACAUUCACGGUUCAAUAUCUUAUGCAGUUUGGCCACUCUGUUGGUUGUAUUGAAGACAUGCAAUAGUAAAGUUAUGGCAGAUCAGGAACGCUAAGGCACAUCACAUGUAAGGAACAUGUUUACAAAGUAUGAAAGUAUGCAGGUGAAUGUUAUCAAACCUUUGAAAAUCAUUGAAUUUCAUGACUUCACAUGUACAAUGUAAUUACUUAUCUAUUCAAAAUUGAUAAUAUAUUAAUGUAUAUUUCAUUAUUUAACACCUCAGCUUUUACAAGUUUUUACACUGUUUAAAAACAAUAUUGAAAAAUAUAAGGAAUCUGUUUAAGUCAAAGUGGUUUUUAUAAGACCCUCAUAGCAAAACUAAUUUUUGGAAAUUCCAAGCAUGCAAGCUUAAGGCCCUAGAAAUUUUCUUAUUACCUUAUUAAAAAGCACAUUUCACAUGUAAAAAGUGGCAAUUUGAUUUAAAAUUCAAUACUGUGGAUUCAUUAUUAUUCGUGAGUUAUCAAUUUUGGUGGAUAGCAUGUGUAAAGGUUAUCCAAGAAUUUCAAUGUUUAACAAAGUACAAAUUUUCUAUAGGCUUCUAUGCAGACCUUGACAAAACCACAAAAUUUAAUAUCCAUGAAAGUGUAAGUUUUCCUCAAACCAUGAAAAUUGGUACCCACAAAAAUAGUUGAAUCCACAGUAUAAAAACAUGAUUGAGAUGAUAUUUUGUUGAACCAAUAAAAAAACAAUCAUCAUUUUGAAACAAUAUAAUGAAACAAAAAGCAAUAAUAUAGAUUGCUACAUAGUGCUGCUGAAGUCAUAUAACAAGAAUAAACCAAAAAGAACUAGUUUGAUCAUUGAACCUGAAAAAUUGAAAUAUGUCAUUAAUUCCAUUUUUUAAACUUCAAUUUUAAGGUUUAGCAGUUGAAAAUAGUACUUUUUAAAGAGCUGAUAUGACGACUGAUCCAACUAUGUUUUCUUAAUGUUUGCAGGAAUAAAAACAUAUAGAAUAGUUAUAUCAUAUAACUUUGUAUAAAUAUACAUAUGCAAACAUGUUCUUUCCAUUUUUUUUUCUGAUAAUGAAAUCAAUUCUUCAAUGGCUAUUUGAAAAGAAGGAUAGCAGGCAUUACCAAAAAUAUUGGACAGUUCAACAGACCAUGCCAACCACCAACACAUUACUCUGUUGUAAAAUAGAAGUACAAAUAAUAAAGAAUCUAUACAUGAAUGACUUGAGGGGAGAAUAUAAUCAGAUAUACCAUUUACUAGUAUCAAGGAAGCAUCAUAUAUAUUUUUGAUGCACCAAAUUUGUCUAAAUCUGGUUGAUGUAAAACAUUUGAUAUAUGCAAAAUCUAAAACCAUGGUAGUUUGAAAAUGUCUUUGAACCAAUGAUUUUUUUUUCCAAAAACCAGAUAAAAAGGAUUUUCUGCAGUGAUAAUUUUACAAUUUAAUAUGUAAACAUUUUUAUACUUUUUCAAUACUAUAUGUGCUUGGUAGAGCUUAAUUUUGCUGGUUUUAAGAUAAACAUGUAUGCAUUUAACAGAAAUAGCUAUAUUGAUAUGCAUUUAUAUUAUUUAUCAUAAUUUCAUUUAGAAUGAAAUGUUUGGCAAUGGAUUGAGAAAUUUUGAUAAUAGUCCUGAGUUACUGUCUUGUCUGAGAAUUCAAUUUGAAAGAAUUAAGUUGUACACUCAAAACCAAGUACUUGUAAUACUUAGAUAAGCCAUAUAAAUCAUUUUAAAGAUGGAUAUACACGAAAAUUUAACAAAACUAUGACUGUUCAGAGGUAGAGAAUACAUACAUCCAUGUGAAUUUCACAAAAUUAAUGUGAUUUUCAUGUGAAAUUGUUCAUGAAAUAUAAUCCUGUUUUUUUUUUCCAUGUACAUGUUACAUGAAUAUUUUGAUAUAUUUUAUAAAUGUGUACUUGUAAAAUUAAAUACAAUACAGACUUUUAUUUUUUGAAUUGAAAUGUAAUGUUUUAUGAAAAUUUUUAAGUGAACAUAAAACAUAAGCAAAAUUGCUUUGUUGAAAUUUCAGUCACAGAAAAUUUCCUUUUCCCUAAUAUCUCUGACUGAUGUUAAAUACAAAUCAUUGAAUGAUCAUUAUUUAACAGACAACCAAAUUGAUCUUUUAAACUAUAAAACAAGUGUCUUGGAUUUUUUUUAAACGAUUUUAAAUCUUUUAGCAGAUAAGAUCUAAAAUGCCAUAUAUUAAUGAUUUUCAAUAAUAGUAAAUCUUUUAACAGAAUCUGAAUAUAUUGUUAUUGCGUUUUGAAAUUAAAAAAAAAUAUAAUUAUAAACAUAACAUUUGUAAAUUUGAAAUUUAAGCAAUAACCUUUAUUAACAUGUUAAAGUGUUGGAAAAAGGAGAGUCUGAAAUUAAGAAAAAACCAUAUCCAUUUGCCUUUGUUUAUUAGUCUAUAAUUUGUGGACCUAAAACUUGUUAUAACUAACUUACCUGCACCCAAUUUUUUAAGGUAUGCUUAUGUUUAUGUGAAUUUGUUUUUUGUUUUUUUUUUUGUAAUUUUUUAUGGUACACCUUGAAAAUGUUACCUAAAACAUGAACUCCAUGUAACAGGACUUUGGUGUCUUUUUUAUGGAAUUGUUAAAGCAGCUGUAUUUGUUUGAAAUAUUUAUUUGUUACCCAUGUUACAAUUAUAUAUAUAAACUUGUGUUGAAUUUCA
Mytilus californianus (California mussel) is the source of this 4623-nucleotide messenger RNA. Its product is annotated as probable E3 ubiquitin-protein ligase makorin-1. The record is from RefSeq and is a predicted model, not a curated record. Gene Ontology annotation, biological process: protein polyubiquitination. The transcript is spliced from 7 exons. Gene Ontology annotation, molecular function: metal ion binding; ubiquitin protein ligase activity. Lineage: Eukaryota; Metazoa; Mollusca; Bivalvia; Mytilida; Mytilidae. Bases 212 to 1309 code for a protein of 365 amino acids.